Carassius auratus (goldfish) is the source of this 988-nucleotide messenger RNA. Its product is annotated as protein SCO1 homolog, mitochondrial-like. The record is from RefSeq and is a predicted model, not a curated record. Gene Ontology annotation, biological process: mitochondrial respiratory chain complex IV assembly. The transcript has 6 exons. Lineage: Eukaryota; Metazoa; Chordata; Actinopteri; Cypriniformes; Cyprinidae. The coding region runs from base 16 to 753 and encodes 245 amino acids.
GUAUUUCCAGCAGUUAUGAAAUUUAGGACGUGUAGGACAGCACCACGUGUGUCCCUUCUGAACAUUCAGACACUGUCCACUCUGCCUCCACCACCCUCAUCUAAAAGAGACCAAUCCAGCAACAAGAAGAGCGGUCCAGUUACAUGGAAAUCUCUUGCGAUCACAUUUGCGUUGGGAGGAGGUCUUCUUCUAGGGAUGAAAUACUUCAAGAGAGAAAAAGAGGAAAUGAUUGAGAAAGAAAGAACAAAGUCGAUGGGGAAAGCGUCUCUUGGAGGUCCAUUCUCACUCGUCGACCACAACAAAAAACCCACAAAGAGUGAGGAUUUCCUCGGCCAGUGGCUGCUGAUCUAUUUCGGGUUCACACACUGUCCAGACAUCUGUCCUGAUGAACUGGAGAAAAUGAUUGAGGCUGUUGAUGAGAUUGAUAGAAUUAAAACUCUACACUCACCGAAUGCUGUGAUAUUAUUCCUCGUCAUUUACAGUUUCAACAUCUCAUGUGCAGAGUUUUCCCCCAAGCUGAUCGGUCUGACGGGCACAACUGCCCAGAUUGAGCAAGUGUCCAGAGCCUACAGAGUGUACUACAGCCAGGGCCCCAAAGAUGAAGACAACGACUACAUUGUUGAUCACACCAUCAUAAUGUACCUGGUGGGACCUGAUGGCCAGUUUCUUGAGUAUUUUGGACAGAACAAGAAAUCUGCUGAGAUCUCAUCAUCCAUUGCAUCCCACAUGAGGAAGUACAAACAUGGGAAAUAAAUCGAAGGGCACUGCUUCAACCAUGACCGAGUGCUUAUUUCUGUCUCACAGCAUCGUCAUUGCUCUGUGAAAUGGGGUUUAUUUAUGAGGUGCAGCUCUGAUAAAAAAAAAUUUAAGCAUUACCCAUUUUUCUUCAGCCCAACACAGUAACUUUUAUUGAUCUUUGUUAUUCAUUUCCAUAUACAGUAAUGAAAUUCAAAUGAUUCAACUUCAAUAAAGUAUGUUUUGAUUGAUA